CCAAGAGAGUUUUAUAUAUAAUUGUUUUAGGGUUUUGAGGAAAACCCUAAUCUUCUUUUUCGUUCGCGGCCGACGGAUCCUUCGCUGCCACUGAUUUUUGAUCAAACAUCAAGGCCAAAAUGCAGAACGAAGAGGGAAAGAUCACCGAGCUCUACAUUCCCAGGAAGUGCUCUGCCACAAACCGACUCAUUACUUCUAAGGAUCACGCCUCGGUUCAGAUUAACAUUGGGCACUUGGACGAGAAUGGCAUCUACACAGGCCAAUUCUCCACUUUCGCUCUCUGCGGUUUCAUCCGUGCUCAGGGAGAUGCCGACAGUGCAUUGGAUAGGUUGUGGCAGAAGAAGAAAGUAGAAGUUCGCCAACAGUAGAAAAUCCAAAAUCUCUUCUACUUGAAAUAUUAUGUUUCUAAUUUAGUGUUCCAUUGAGAAUUUAUGAAUAUUGAGAGAGCCUAGCCUGCCUUUUGCUGCUAAAAUUUGUAGUUUUUGUUGGAGUCUUUAUGUGAUGAAGCUGGUUUUUGAUAA
This is a messenger RNA of Cucumis melo (muskmelon), 521 nucleotides long. RefSeq names its product 40S ribosomal protein S21-2. Gene Ontology annotation, biological process: endonucleolytic cleavage in ITS1 to separate SSU-rRNA from 5.8S rRNA and LSU-rRNA from tricistronic rRNA transcript (SSU-rRNA, 5.8S rRNA, LSU-rRNA); translation; endonucleolytic cleavage to generate mature 3'-end of SSU-rRNA from (SSU-rRNA, 5.8S rRNA, LSU-rRNA). NCBI's taxonomy places the organism in Eukaryota, Viridiplantae, Streptophyta, Magnoliopsida, Cucurbitales, Cucurbitaceae. The record is from RefSeq and is a predicted model, not a curated record. The transcript is spliced from 4 exons. Gene Ontology annotation, molecular function: structural constituent of ribosome. Gene Ontology annotation, cellular component: cytosolic small ribosomal subunit; ribosome. Bases 120 to 368 code for a protein of 82 amino acids.